GUUUUCAACAGGGUAACUGGACUCAUUCAUGGCUGUCCUCAUACUGACCACUGCCUUUGUGGCAUUGUUCCUGAGUGAGGGCCUGGUGCUUAAAGCAGAGGUUCCAUCGUACAUUGCAGCUGUUUAUGAACAUCACGUGAUUCUGAACCCUGACCCCCGAGUGCAGCUUGAGAGAGAAGCAGCGCUGGUGCACAUGAAUAAGAAUUUGGAUGUGUUUGAGGAGCAAGCUGCCUCAGCUGCCAAACAGGGUGCCCAGAUUAUAGUUUUUCCAGAAGAUGGCAUCCUUGGCUUUAACUUCACGAGAACAUCUAUUGUUGGAUACCUUGAGACAGUUCCAGACCCCAAGGUGGUUACCUGGAAUCCUUGCACAGAACCAGACAGAUUCCCAAACACAGAGGUCCUUCAGCGUCUAAGCUGUAUGGCUUUGAAGAACCAUCUCUUUCUAGUGGCCAACAUGCCUGAUCGCCAAGACUGUGACAACUUAACUGAUCCCCACUGUCCACCGGAUGGCCGUUACCAGUUCAACACAGACGUUGUAUUUAGUGACAAUGGAACCCUCAUAGCGCGAUAUCAUAAACAGAACCUUUAUUUCGAGGCUGCCUUUGAUACUCCCCCAGAGUGUGAACACAUCACUUUCACCACCCCGUUUGCAGGCAAAUUUGGGGUCUUCACUUGCUUUGACAUCCUAUUCUAUGAGCCUGUUUUAACCCUAGUGAAGGAUAUGGGUGUAAGGCAGCUUGUGUUCCCAACAGCAUGGAUGAACCAGCUCCCCCUAUUGGCUGCUGUUCAGUUUCAGAGAUCCUUCUCCUAUGCAACUGGGAUCACAUUGCUUGCAGCCAAUACACAGGCAAAAGAGCUGGGAAUGACUGGAAGCGGGAUAUAUACACCUUGGCAUGCUGUGUACCACCAUGACAAGGAGGGCAAGUCUGGGAAACUACUGGUGAGCAAAGUGCCAGUCUUAGAUCCCUCUAUGAUGGAGGAUGGAGGAGACAUCUCUAAGCUGAAGUUAGUGCCUUUCUCUGGGCACUCUAAGCACAGAAGUAGAUCAGACAAACUUCAUGCAGAUCCUAGCUGGUUUAUUGGUGAUUCACAGUUUGAUGUACAUGGACAGCAGAAACACAUGUCAGAACGUGGCCUGGCAGGAGACAUGCAAUGCAGUGAGAGAGUGCUUUCUGAGCCGCCCACAUUCAACUCCAUCAUGAUGUAUGAUAACUUCACAUUUGUACCUCUGCAAGGCGUUGAGGGGAACUUAAAGGUGUGUGACGGCUCACUCUGCUGCCACCUGUGGUUUCAGAGGUCUGGUCCUGAGGAAGAACUUUAUGCACUGGGGGCAUUCCAGGGGCUUCAUGUAGUCCAUGGCACAUACUACUUGGAGGUGUGUGCCUUAGUGAGGUGCACUGGCACAGAAUUUGGGAGUUGUGGAGGUGGGAUUGAGCAUGCUCAGACAGUGGUUGAUUUCAGGCUACAGGGAACCUUCAGCACACCCCAUAUCUACCCUGGUGUUCUGGGCAGUGAGAUGACACUUGACAGACCGGAUGAAUCUGGCUGGGAGAGCAAAAGUGAAUUCUACAUGACUCGAAAAGGAAUGGCCACUGGACUAGUGACAGCAGUGCUGUAUGGAAGAGUCUACGAGAAGGAUGAUGAGUAAACUUAUCUGGAAAAUAUUGCAUGUCAUUUUUGUUGGGGACAAAACAACAGAGAACUAAUAAAAUGGCUUACUGAUA
Molecule: messenger RNA, 1724 nt
Organism: Chanos chanos (milkfish)
Lineage: Eukaryota; Metazoa; Chordata; Actinopteri; Gonorynchiformes; Chanidae
Product: biotinidase-like
Exons: 3
Coding region: 29-1648 (539 amino acids)
Molecular function (GO): hydrolase activity, acting on carbon-nitrogen (but not peptide) bonds, in linear amides
Source: RefSeq, a predicted model, not a curated record